Molecule: messenger RNA, 12382 nt
Organism: Corythoichthys intestinalis (scribbled pipefish)
Lineage: Eukaryota; Metazoa; Chordata; Actinopteri; Syngnathiformes; Syngnathidae
Gene: mapk8ip3
Product: mitogen-activated protein kinase 8 interacting protein 3
Exons: 35
Coding region: 585-4655 (1356 amino acids)
Biological process (GO): vesicle-mediated transport
Cellular component (GO): cytoplasm
Molecular function (GO): MAP kinase scaffold activity; JUN kinase binding; signaling receptor complex adaptor activity
Source: RefSeq, a predicted model, not a curated record
CUCAGUGGGUCAGCUGGCUCCUCCAUCUGAACGGUAGCGAGAACCUCUCCCAUUGGGAGACAUCACCAUCACCUCCCGACCCGAAAAAAAAUGGCACCAGCCUCUUCAUAGUGUCGUCGUUUGUCGUUGGCGCUCUUAUUUAUUCUUCUAUUUUUUUAGUGGAUGUAUUUAUUUUGCCGGCUAGCAAUGGCUGGGCUCGGUGGCUGCGGCUGCUGAGUGGCAGGUGCGGCAUUAUCGACGAAAGCAUCUCUCUCUCCUCUCGGCAUGGCACGGGAGCGGCCACAUCCACUGGAGAGAGAGCCCUACAACGUCCGCUGUCGUUGAGGCCCUGUACUGUUCCGUUCGGAAAGACUCGACUAGCUGGGCCGUGACACGACGUGCUCUCGGCGGCAGAGGAGUAGGAGGAGUGGCCCUCUGUGUAUUUCCAUACUAUUCCAUUUCAUUCGCCGAGGUGGCUGUUAUGCGGAAUUACACGAUUCCCCUGCGUUGACCCCAAUCAAAAACAAACAAACAAACAUCCCGAGAUUCGACAAGGCUUUUGAAAGUCCUCAUCUGGAUCACCGCAACCAGCUGCAGCCGCCAAGAUGAUGGACCUACAGAUAGACGAGGUGGUCUACCAGGAUGACUACGGUUCCUGUACUGUCAUGUCGGAGCGGGUGUCAGGCCUGGCCAACAGCAUCUACCGGGAGUUUGAGCGGCUGAUCCGUAGCUAUGACGAGGAGGUGGUGAAGGAGCUCAUGCCUCUAGUGGUGAACGUCCUUGAGAACCUGGAUGCUGUGCUAUUAGAGAACCAGGAGCAUGAAGUUGAGUUGGAGCUCUUGAAGGAGGACAACGAGCAACUCAUUACUCAGUAUGAGCGGGAGAAGGCACUGCGUAAGCAGGCGGAGGAGAAAUUCAUCGAGUUUGAGGAUGAGUUAGAGGAAGACAAAAAGGACCUGCAGGUGCAGGUGGAGUUUUUGGAGCUGCAGGGGAAACAACUCGAACUCAAGUCCAAGAACUAUGCAGACCAAAUCACACGAUUGGAGGAAAGAGAGGCUGACAUGAAGAAAGAAUAUAAUGCUCUGCACCAGCGCCACACUGAAAUGAUCCAGACAUACGUCGAACAUAUCGAGCGCUCCAAAUUGCAGCAGACAGGAAGCAACAGCCAAUCGGAUGGCAGUGGACGAACUCACCGUCACACAUGGAGGAAAAGCAAAGCAGAGCGGCCGCCAUCGUUGAGCCUGUAUCCCAGCGGCGAAGGAAUGGUACGUGGGGGUCUCGGGGGGGCUAGGAUGAUGCCCGUGAAAGACAUCUGGCAGGUCAGCGUGCUCGGCCAGUCCACCCUCAGUUCAGCCUAUCAGGAGGACGGAUCGGAGUCUGACUCGGUGGCGGCCACUCCCAGCAGCACUGGAAGCAAGUCCAACACGCCCACGUCCUCUGUCCCUUCCGCCACGGUCACCCCUAUCAACGAGGGCUUCCUCCCUUCUUCUGAGUUUGAUAUGAUGAGGGCCGGAAGCCGGGGCAGGAAAAGCGCCAAGCGGCUCAGCCGAAAUAUGGAAGUCCAGGUGUCCCAGGAAACCAGGAACGUGAGCAUCGGUAUGGGAAGCAGCGACGAGUGGUCAGAGUUUCAGGAAAUCAUUGAUUCUACUCCUGAGUUGGACAUGUGUGUGGACCCUCGAGUAUACGGAGGAGGAAACAGUCCGUCGCAGGGAAUAGUAAACGAGGCCUUCGGCAUCAACACAGAUUCUUUAUACCACGAGAUCAAAGACGCCAAGUCGGACAUCAUUGGAGACGUAGAUGCCGGCGCAGAGCUUCUUGGCGAAUUCUCAGUUCGAGACGAUUUCUUCGGGAUGGGCAAGGAGGUGGAGAACCUGUUGACGGAAAACAAACAGCUCCUAGAGACCAAAAAUGCUCUCAACAUUGUUAAAGAUGAUCUUAUUGCCAAAGUUGACGAGCUGUCCAGUGAGCACGAGGUGCUCCGCGAGGAGCUUGAGGCCCUGAGGCAGUCAAAGAACAAGGUGGACGCCAAAGUCAAAGAACUGGAAGAAGAACUACGAAGGUUAAGAGCUGAGGCUCUCGGAGCAUCUCGGGACUCCAAGGAUGAAGGAAAUGAUGACUUUUCAUCACCCAUACAAGAUGGUGACAUGACCAUGACCCAGAGAAGGCGCUUUACCCGGGUCGAGAUGGCAAGGGUGCUGAUGGAGAGGAACCAGUACAAGGAAAGGCUGAUGGAGCUGCAGGAGGCUGUGCGGUGGACAGAGAUGAUCAGGGCUUCCCGUGAGAGUCCUGCAAUUCAAGAGAAAAAGAAGUCCACCAUCUGGCAGUUCUUUGCACGUCUCUUUAGCUCAUCGUCCAGUCCUCCGCCUGUCAAGCGUCCAUACUACAGCGUCAACAUUCACUACAAGUCGCCCUCACCGGCGGGCUUCCCUCAGCGCCGCAGCCACACCAUGUGUCAGAUCUCGACCUCCAACCGCACCUUGGAGUUCUUCCCAGAAGAAUUGGCCAGUAACGGUGUUGCGUCUCUCCUUAGUGACUCGGCACUGUUGGCCCGCCGUGAGCAGCGGCGGGAACAGUACCGGCAGGUGCGCGAGCACAUGCGUCGUGACGACGGCAUCAUGCAGGCCUGUGGUUGGAGCGUUCCGCCACGUUUCAAACAGAAUGGUGGUCAGACAGACAGCACUCAGGACAGCCAGCUGAAAAGACAACAGACCAACAGUGAAAAAGAGGACAACCGCAUGAAAAAUGUUCCUGUCCCGGUGUACUGUCGCCCCCUGGUUGAGAAAGACCCCAACAGGAAGCUGUGGUGUGCAGCCGGAGUGGACCUGACAGGAUGGAAAGCCAGCUGCACAGAGUCCGGACCACUUAAAGCUAUCUCUAGUGGCAGCGAUCCAUUGCAAGCGGAGGAAAACGAAGGAGGCAAGAAGAGCAAUCACAACUCUCCUGAGAAGAGAAAGUCUAAGGAGCUUCAGGAAACUGACACCAUGAGCAGCCGUGUUUGGAUUCUAACCAGCACCCACUCAGCUAGCAAGGUGGUGAUCAUCGAUGCUAACCAGCCGGGCUCACUUGUGGACCAGUUCAACGUCUGUAAUGCUCAUGUCCUCUGCAUCUCUAGCGUGCCAGCUGCCAGUGAGAGUGACUAUCCAGCUGGUGAAAUCGUAUUGGAUCCAGGUGAUGGUGGUGCAGGGGGAGGCGAGGACUCCGGCAGUGUGGAGGGUAUGUUGGCUGGUAUCACGCUAGUGGGUUGCGCCACUAACUGCAGUGUUGCCCGUAGCAACUGCUCCUCACGCACUGACACUCCCAUAAUGGACAAAGGACAAGCCCCUAUCGCUCCCCCCACAAGUAGUAAGAUUCUCCCGGCUCAGUCCGCCGAGGAGGCCACAGAGGCCACUGAAGUUCCAGAGUCCAGUCACACAGAACUUGGCUCGGCCCCUUCAGGACCGUUCAUGGAACACGUCUUCACCGACCCGCCAACUCGUUCGGCGGAAACUUCUGACAGGGCCCCUGGUCAGUCCAAAGAGGAGACGUCGGCACCUCCAGAGAUGGAAGAUGGUGGCGAAGAGGCUAAGAAUUACACCAGCAUGGCACCCACAAUGUGGCUCGGAGCCCAAAAUGGCUGGCUUUAUGUGCACUCAGCAGUUGGCAACUGGAAAAAUUGUCUCCACUCCAUUAAACUCAAAGAUUCUGUCCUCAGUCUGGUACACGUGAAAGGUCGUGUGCUUGUGGCCCUCGCUGACGGGACCCUCGCCAUAUUCCACAGAUCAGAAGACGGCCAAUGGGAUUUGUCCAACUACCACCUCAUGGACCUGGGCCGACCUCAUCAUUCCAUCCGCUGCAUGGCCGUCGUGCACGAUAAAGUGUGGUGCGGCUACAAGAACAAGAUCCACGUCAUUCAGCCCAAAAGCAUGCAGAUUGAGAAGUCCUUUGACGCCCACCCUCGACGGGAGAGCCAGGUACGCCAGCUGGCUUGGAUCGGCGACGGCGUGUGGGUGUCAAUCCGGCUGGACUCCACGCUGCGCCUCUACCACGCUCACACGCACCAGCAUCUGCAGGACGUGGACAUCGAGCCGUAUGUUAGCAAAAUGCUCGGCACCGGCAAGCUGGGCUUCUCGUUCGUGCGCAUCACAGCGCUUCUGAUUGGUGGAAAUCGCCUAUGGGUGGGAACGGGAAAUGGCGUGAUCAUCUCCAUCCCACUAACAGAGACGGUGGUCCUUCACCGGGGACAACUCCUAGGUUUGAGGGCCAAUAAGGUGUCUCCGACAUCUUCCGGCGGAGUGAUCCACGUGUACGGCGACGACGGCUCCGAGAAGAGCAACGGAAGCUUUAUCCCGUAUUGCUCCAUGGCGCAGGCGCAGCUCUGUUUCCACGGGCACCGCGACGCGGUCAAGUUCUUCGUCACAGUACCCGGCAACGUUCUGGCCACGCUGAAUGGCAGCGUAUUGGACAGCCCGUCGGAGGGUCCGGGCUCCACAGCACCCCCAGAAACUGAGGCCCAGAGCCUUCAAAAUGUGUUGGUGCUGAGUGGUGGAGAGGGUUACAUUGACUUCCGCAUAGGGGACGGCGAGGAUGAUGAGACAGAGGAAGCAGAAAGUGACGAAGCCUCACAGGUCAAACCAGCUUUGUGCAAAGCAGAGCGUAGCCACAUCAUCGUGUGGCAGGUGUCUUACAUCCCCGAGUGACAUCUUUUUCUCUCGCCGUUUCUUUCCGGCCACUGAAACUGUCAUGUAAAUCCCCGGUCAUGUAUAAGUUAUCCCUUGGCUUUAACAAUGUCUAAACCCAGGACUGUACAAGCUGUGCAUCAUCCCUCGUGCCCAGUCAACUACUAACUUAAUGCCUUGUAAAUUCCUAAUCUGCCUGCCAUUCAAUUACUGACCCCAUCAGGGCAUUCUAAAUAUCAUCGUGGGCCUUGUAACUGAGCUUCGUAACUACCUCCCUAGCCCUUCUUAUCUGUCGUGUAUUCACCCUUCAAGCAGUCUCUUCUAUAUUGUCCUGCAUCAGCCCUACGUAUGGAAGUAAGUAUGGUCCAGGAGUGUGAAUUUGGAAUUUCUGACAAUGAACUGUUUCUGCAUUGAAAUUCAGCCGCAAAAAUUGUAGUUCCGUUGCAAUGUCCAGGUAACCGGGAAGAACCAAUCGAUCCCCAUUUUAUUUCAUCAGAUGUCCAGGCAAUCAAGUUAGCUUUCUCUCGCUCUACUGGUCACAUGACAGAUUCAGGGUUAUGGACGUCAUCCUGCGGAGAAGUAAAAGCAGCAGCCGGAGGAGGAGAUGUUCGCUCAGCCAUAUCUUCAGUGGGUAUGAUGACUGACCGUACAUUAAAAGUGGGUCACAGCAUGUCGUGACUAUGGAAAUGAGACGGGGAUUGAUUGCUUCUCCCUGAGUCCUCUGGAUGUUACAAGUACGUAAAAUGAUUUGGACCGCUGAAGAUUAAAAAAAAAAAAAAAAAAAAAUUCUCAGAUUUCUUGAAAAUCUGAAUUCAGAGAUUUAAAGUCAGAAUCUUGGGCUUAAUUUUUUUUUAUCUUCAUGGGCCCUAAUCCUCUUAUGUAUGUAACAGAAUUUUUUUGCAACUGGAUUUUCACUACUGAAUUUGGUCCUCAAAAAAGAAAUACCAGUGUUAGAAAUUCUUAAUUCAGACGCCGGUGGCACAGAUUUACUUCUCCUUCCUUUAGUUUGCCACCUGGCGAACCCAAAACCCUUCAAAAAGCAGCUCGGAGCCCCUGAGAAAAUAUAUUCUAUGUACCAAAAAUACUUUUGAAAAAAUGAGAUUGACGUUAGAUUUCAUUUCAAAUUGCCAUUGGUGAUUUUCAUCUGUUAUACUUGUAGGAAUAUCAACACUUGAAUAACAAGUGAUUACAAAUGGAUGAAUUAGAUGGUGAAGGCAUGUUCACCUCACCCUUAAGGUUCGUGUUGUCUGAAAGUUGCGAGAUUCCAGGGUGAGCCUGCAGCUGCCUGAUGUAAAUUAAAACGUCUGAGGUUAUCGUGGUGCUUCAGGUGACAUAAUGCAGGUGGAUUGUUGUCACUGUGUGUACAGGGUCACUGUAAAUGUCUGCAAAGCCCAUUCUCGUCAAAAUGGAAAUUCAAGAUUCCAUCUCAGUGUGGAUUAUAAAAUAUUAAAUGUGCGUGCUGAUAAAUAGCCAAGUUGAUGUGUGUGCAUGCGUGUAAAACACAAAAGGGUCAGAUGACAAGAAACGUUUCAUUUUAGCAACUGCAAUGCAAACCAAUCGCAUAUCCUAAUUAAUACUCAUAGACUUCAUAACCUAUUGACAUGACAUGGGAAACGGGGCCAAUUCGUAGGGGGCCCAUUUUCAAAAACUUCAAAUUCAAAUAUUUUCAAAACCAAAGCUGCUACCGACCUAAAACCAAAACAGGAACCUACCUUAGCCAAAUAUGAGUCUCCAUGAGCAGUGGCAUCAAAAAAUUCAAAGUCAUUCCCUUAUAAAAUCCCGAAUAUUUUUUUUUUUUAUAUAACACAACUUAAAAUGGCUAUAAAAGUCUCAGAUUUUACAUUAGAUGCACAAAAAUCACAAAAUGCAGAGAUAAUCACCUAUAUUUUCAGGAUGGAUAGCAAUAUUCAACAUAUACGUUUUUGACCAAAAUAGCAACUUCAUUUUUUUUUUUUAUUGACAAGUUUUCAACAGCUAAUAAAUCAAUUUGAGAUAAGAAAAUUAAUACUUGAGAAAACAUGCAGAAUCAAUUAAAUAAUACAUAAAUAGAUUAUAAAUAAAUUCCAUAUACAAUCACAACUUAUUGUAGAAUAGCCCUUUAUUAUCAUUAUACACUAUAAACUGUUAGCAAAUGAGGCUGGUGGCUACCUGACGUAAACAGAGCUUUUCUGGCGAAAAUUCUUGUAAAUAAAUGCAUAAAUCCCUGAAUUCUUCAUAGAUAUGGAUGGAAAACAGUAUCAAUUCUUGGUUAAAAGCAAAGAAACCGUGCAGUUAGCUUUUAUUUUACGUAUAUAUGUCGAAGUACUAUGCUACUCUUUUAGCGAAUGAGGCUAGCGGCCACCUGACGUAAACAGAGCUUUUAUGGCGAAAUUUCUCGUGAAUAAAUGCUUAAAUCCCUGAAUUCUCCAUAGAUAUGGACGUAAAACAGUCUCGAUUCUUGGUUAAAAGCAAAGAAACCGCGCAGUUAGCAUUUAUUUUACGUAUAUAUGUCCAAGUACAAUGCUACUCUGUUAGCAAAUGAGGCUAGCGGCCACCUGACGUAAACAGAGCUUUUAUGGCGAAAUUUCUCGUGAAUAAAUGCUUAAAUCCCUGAAUUCUCCAUAGAUAUGUACGUAAAACAGUCUCGAUUCUUGGUUAAAAGCAAAGAAACCGUGCAGUUAGCGUUUAUUUUACGUAUAUAUGUCAAAGUACAAUGCUAUUCUGUUAGCGAAUGAGGCUAGUGGCCGCCUGACGUAAACAGAGCUUUUCUGGCGAAAAUUCUUGUGGAUAAAUGCUUAAAUCCCUGAAUUCUUUAUAGAUAUGGACGUAAAACAGUCUUGAUUCUUGGUUAAAGGCAAAAAAAAAAAAAAAAGUAGCAUUUAUUUUGCGUAAAUAUUGCCAACUAUGAGGCUAGUCAAUUACGAAAAUUAGCCGCCUCCAUGCGUAAACAAAGAAGAAAAUUCCUGCGAAUAAAUGCUUCAAUCACUGAAUUCUUUGUAGAUAUGGACGUAAAACUGUCUCGAUUCUUUGUUAAAAGAGCAAAACAAAACAAAAAAACAGGCAGUUACGCAUCUAUUUUAUGUAUAUGUCGACGAAUGACACCAAUGCCGUAGCGGUUUCUAUUCUCCCAUUGAUUUUAUCACAACGUUUCAAAAUGCAUGCAUGGUACGAAAAAUAUAAUAUUUACCUUCAAUCCUCAAAUAAAUCAAUCCUGAGACAAUCCUUCCUGUUUGUAUGCGGUACAGCUUUCGUAGUUCUUCAAACAUUCAAGCUUAAAUCCGACAUGUGUGUGCGCCGUCUUCGGCUAUUACUAAAUGAAGCUCGGCCCCCUAUGAUAAGGCGUGACGCAAAGAAUGACGAAAUCUCAGGUCAAUAGGUAAUGAAAUCUAUGCAGUAACAUUAAAAGGAACCUUGGACUUAAAGACUUGUAGGCUCUAAUAAGCCACAACUGUUCUGUUUUACUAAAAUAUGUUAUUGGAAACACAUAAAAUAUUGCCAUUGAUUUAAAAAUGUAAUAUUUAGUACAUGUUUUGACCUACGGAGUGCGCCAUGUUUUAUGGAUGCUCGGGGUGAUGACGUAAAUUGUCACUCACUUGACGAAUACUACCGGGUUACUGCAAUUUUUUUCUACGCGGCAAGAGGUCCAAAAAAUGCGCUCAUCAGUUAAAAGUGGCGAACACUUAAUAUAUGCGUUUUUAGUGCUGCAACGAUUAAUCGAUUAACUCGAGUAUUCGAUUAGAAAAAGAUUCGAAUUAAAUUUAGCUGCCUCUAGUAUUCGUUUAAUUAAAGUGGCGUUGUAAUGGUUUGUUUUUGAAAGUGAUUGCAUUUAGUUUUAUUGAUUUGGGUGGAUAUACUGCCCUCUAGUCUGCCUCAUUUUACAUGGCCAAAUCCAGCUGCUCCCUGUUAAGAUCAAUAAAAGCUAGGUUUUUGUUUGAGCUAAUGUUUUUUUAAUGCAUUCAUAAUUUAGUUUAAAGGUAUAUUUAGGCAAUUUUUGUGGGGAUAUGUGUCAGAAGUAUUUGUUAAGAGCAUUGUUUAGAAAAAAACAAAAACAAAACAUUCGUAUUUUAUAGCAUUUAAACUAGACUUUUGCUAUGUAAGUUAGCCAAUUUUCUUUUGUUGUACAUACACUCACCGGCCACUUUAUUAGAUACACCAUGCCAGUAAUGGGUUGGACCCCCUUUUGCCUUCAGAACUGCCUCAAUUCUUCGUGGCAUAGAUUCAACAAGGUGCUGGAAGCAUUCCUCAGAGAGUUUGGUCUAUAUUGACAUGAUGGCAUCACACAGUUGGUGCAGAUUUGUCGGCUGCACAUCCAUGAUCCGAAUCUCCCAUUCCACCACAUCCCAAAGAUGCUCUAUUGGAUUGAGAUCUGAUGACUGUGGAGGCCAUUUGAGUACAGUGAACUCAUUGUCAUGUUCAAGAAACCAGUCUGAGAUGAUUCCAGCCUUAUGACAUGGCGCAUUAUCCUGCUGAAUGUAGCCAUCAGAAGUUGGGUACAUUGUGGUCCUAAAGGGAUGGACAUGGACAGCAAGAAUACUCAGGUAGGAUGUGUCGUUCCAACGAUGCUUAAUUGGUACCAAGGGGCCCAAAGAGUGCCAAGAAAAUAUUCCCCACACCAUUACACCACCACCACCAGCCUGAACCGUGAUACAAGGCAGGGUGGAUCCAUGCUUUCAUGUUGUUGACGCCAAAUUCUGACCCUACCAUCCGAAUGUCGCAGCAGAAAUCGAGACUCAUCAGACCAGGCAACGUUUUUCCAAUCUUCUAUUGUCGAAUUUCGAUGAGCUUGUGCAAAUUGUAGCCUCAGUUUCCUGUUCUUAGCUGAAAGGAGUGGCACCCGGCGUGGUCUUCUGCUGCUGUAGCCCAUCUGCCUCAAAGUUUGAUGUACUGUGCGUUCAGAGAUGCUCUUCUGCCUACCUUGGUCGUUGUUGCCUUUCUAUCAGCUCGAACCAGUCUGGCCAUUCUCCUCUGACCUCUGGCAUCAACAAGGCAUUUCCGCCCACAGAACUGCCGUUCACUGGAUAUUUUUUCUUUUUCGGACCAUUCUCUGUAAACCCUAGAGAUGGUUGUGUGUGAAAAUCCCAGUAGAUCAACAGUUUCUGAAAUACUCAGACCAGCCCUUCUGGCACAAACAAGCAUGCCACGUUCAAAGUCACUCAAAUCACCUUCUCCAUACUGAUGCUCGGUUUGAACUGCAGGAGAUUGUCUUAAACCAUGCCUAAAUGCACUGAGUUGCCGCCAUGUGAUUGGCUGAUUAGAAAUUAAGUGUUAAUGAGCAGUUGGACAGGUGUACCUAAUAAAGUGGCCGGUGAGUGUAGAUCCUUAUAUUAUUUUUUUUAAUACUGUUUGAGGCUCAGUUCAGGUAUUUUGAUUUUUUUAUGUUCUUUAUCCGAUUACUCGAUUAUUUGAACUAACUAGCUCAUCGAUUAAUCGACUACUGAAAUAAUCGAUAGCUGCAGCCCUAGUUUUUAUUGAGUUUUUUACUACUUUUUCAUUGCCUCAAGAUACUUUUUGCAUGUGUUUCCCUCUCAUACUUUUAAGCAUUUGGGUUUUCUUGUGGUAGCUAUAAAGCAGAUUAUUGAUCUGUUGAACACAUUAGUCACGUAGCAUAUUUAAACCACCCUAUUUGAUAUUACUACGUUUAAGUUUUAUCUUAAGGCAUCUUCAGUAUGUUCUGUAUGCAUCUAAACAAAACAAGCUGAAAGCGCACUGUAGGACACUGGGUGUCAAAUUCGCCACUUGUAGGACGUUUCGCCGUGUAGGACAUUUUGGCACAUUUUUCCCCUAGUCUCGUCUCAUCCCGUCUUUGCUGUUCAUUUUGCUUUUGCUGCUCGUUUUGUGAAACAUCGACAGUGCUGUCAUGCUCAUUAAUUUUCUUCUCGGAUUCAAAUUGAAAGGGUUGAACAGAUGACAUGUUUAUGUCGCUAGAGUCAUACUCUGGAAGCCCGGCAGCGUAACCAAGUGAUGUCACCGCCCUGCGACGUCAACAACAAUGGCGACCUACUAAUUAAACUGAUUUUACAAAUUGUAGAAAAAUGAAAACAUCAAGAGGGGUUUUCAUAGGAAAUUAUUUUAACUCAUAAUAACAUUUAUCUUUUAAGAACUACAAGUUUUUCUAUCCGUGGAUCCCUUUAAAACUGAGUAUGCUUAUUCGGCAACAGACAAAUUUGGGCAUAAAACACAAAAUACUGGUUUAUAGAACAAGCUUUAAUGACGUUAUUGCAUUUUCUUUUCUCACUUUUCUGGUAAGCAAAAUCAGGAGUCAAACUAUGACUCGUUCAAUAUUUUUGAAACAAUUUUUUUUUUUUCCAGAGAGCCACUUGUCACACAAAAUUCUCGUUCAACAUUACAGCAUUUUUGAGGAAUUUCUUGUUGCCUUUCAUAUAUUAACAACUAUGCAAUUUAAGUCAUACCUCAGCUUCUUUCUUCCCGCUCAAAAUUGUACUUGUCGUAAACAGUUACACGAUUUAGUUGAGCAGCCAGUACACCUGCUCUGACAUCAGAACAUGCAAGCCACGCCAUAGCCGAGUCGUCAUCAUCAGUAGAUCCACGGCGUGCUGUGGUGCUCCCACAGCUGGAGUUCCCCGUGCUUGAACCACAAGAAGAUUUCCUUCUGAGCGCUUUGAACAGAGUCGCUGCCAUGGAUUACAUUUCUGUCAGGGAACACACAACAUCAAGACAAUCUAUUAUUCAAUUGCUCCCCAUGUUCUUUAGUUCUUGUCGACAUGCGUUGCUUCCGCAAACAACAUGGCUACAAAGGAGCUAGUUUACCAAGCACAGAGUAUGACAAAAGUCACCAUUCAUGUGAGGUUCUAAAUGGUGAUUUUAUUUAUUAAAGGAACACAAACAUUUGUUGAUCCCCUUGAACGCACCACACAAGAAGCGCAUUAAGAACUAGAGGUCGACCGUUAUAUCGGCCAGCGAAUAUAUAAAUUUUUUUCCAACAUUGACCGAUUAACAAAAAUAAGCCGAUAAAAAAGGAUUUUGAUCAGGCAUCUCUGUGGGCAACUGUGGCAGCCGCUGACUGACGUUAGGACCCUGCAGCAGCUAGAAGGCAGGCUGCUGUAGGAAGCAUCAGGUUUGCCUGUUUUGUAAAUAUUGUAGUGCUGCAGCUAUUAAUGGAUUAACUCGAGUAAUUCGAUUAGAAAAAAGAUUCAAAUUAAAUUUUGCUGCUUCGAGUAUUUGUUUAAUUAAAGUGGCGAUGUAAUGGUUUGUUUUGAAAGUGUUUGCAUUUAGUUUUAUUUAUUUGGGAUGAUACAUUGCUCUCUAGUGACAACAGUGAAUAUGAAUACUCAUUUCACAUGGCUGAAUCCAGCUGCUCCUGGUUAAGACCAACAUAAGCUAUUUUUUUAAAAUUGCAUUAAUAGUUUAGUUUAUAGGUAUAUUUAGCCGUUUUUUGUGGGAAAAUGUGUUUGAACCAUUUGUUAAGAGCAUUGUUAAAAAAAAUAAAGUUAGCAUUUUAUAGCAUUUAAGCUAGCGGACUUUUGCUAUGUAAGUUAGCGAAUUGUUUUUUUUGUCGUACUUAGAUCCUCAUUUAUUUUUUUUAGGGCUGUCAAACAAUUAAAAAUUUUUAAUCGAGUUAAUUACAGCUUAAAAAUUAAUUAAUUGUAAUUAAUCGCAAUUCAAACCAUCUAUAAAAUAUGCCGUAUUUUUCUGUAAAUUAUACAUAUAUUUUGUAAAAUAAAUUGUUGGAAUGGAAAGAUAAGACACAAGAUGGAUAUAUACAUUCCACAUACGGUACAUAAGGACUGUAGUGGGCAUUUCACUCUACU